This is a messenger RNA of Alligator mississippiensis (American alligator), 6436 nucleotides long. It is a transcript of the gene ABL1, whose product is annotated as ABL proto-oncogene 1, non-receptor tyrosine kinase. Gene Ontology annotation, biological process: protein phosphorylation; regulation of apoptotic process. Gene Ontology annotation, molecular function: ATP binding; protein binding; non-membrane spanning protein tyrosine kinase activity. The record is from RefSeq and is a predicted model, not a curated record. NCBI's taxonomy places the organism in Eukaryota, Metazoa, Chordata, Crocodylia, Alligatoridae. The transcript has 11 exons. Bases 954 to 4373 code for a protein of 1139 amino acids.
UCUCGCCGCUGCGCUCCGGGCAGCGCCCCCGCCCCGUGCCCCUCCCCCGCCCCCUGGGGUCGCAGCCCCUCCCCCCGCCUGACCCCCCCCCCCACUUUUGGGGUCUGAGCCCCCUUUGGGGUUUGAGCCCCUCGUUCUGCCUUAACCCCCCCAUUUGGGGUUUGACCCCCCCUUGUGUGGCCCCAGACCCAACCCCCCUCCUUGGGGUGUGAGGGUGACCCCCCCACGGGCAGGGGUGCAUGAAGCCGGCCCAGCGUCCCCGGCUCCACCUCUGCCGAAACCGGCCCCCCGCCACCUGCCCAUGGCCCCCACCGCCCGCCCCGCGGCCCUCGUGAGCGGGGCAGGGUGGGGGCCCGGCCGCGUCGCUCCGCCAUGAGCACGAGGCACUGGUGGCGCAGGUAGCCGUGGGCCAGCGUCCGACGCGGUCGCUUCGGGGACGACGAGCCUGGUGUGACCGAGUUGGCGCCCCCCAAUACUUGAAGCCACCCCCCCCUCCCGCCCACUCUCCUUACCUCUUUUUUGGCCUUUCUCACUGAAUGCUAUGCAAAAGAAAAGGAAGAAAAAAAGAAACGCGGACCCGGACUGCGGGGGAAUGACCGUCUCCUGCCCUGGGUGACUGGUGCUCGGCGAGAUGAACUCGUUCUCGUCCCACCGGGCGGACGAGCCGCUGUAGACGGGCCCCUUGACGCUUCCGUAAGCCCUGUUGUCCUUCCUGAAUCUCGUUACCGUGCACGGUUUCACGUCGAGCCACCCGCACGGCCUCGCUGAGCGUCGGGAGCACGGGUGCACCUGACUGAACUCUCCGCCUCAAGUGACUUGCUUGGAGGAUGGUGUGAACACAGCCCCCUGCUCCUCGGUCGUCUCGUUUUCCUGCAAAACUCCCAGCCUGGAAGAUCGGGGCUGUCUGUGUCCGAAUCGUUCUGGUCCUGGGAGCGGCAGCCCAGCGUUACUUUAUGGGGCAACAGCCUGGAAAAGUUCUUGGGGACCAAAGGAGGCCGAGUCUGCCUGCCCUGCACUUCAUCAAGGGAGCAGGGAAGAAGGAGUCAUCCAGGCAUGGAGGCCCUCACUGCAAUGUCUUCGUGGAGCAUGAAGCUCUUCAGAGGCCAGUUGUGUCAGAUUUUGAACCCCAAGGUCUGAGCGAAGCAGCUCGCUGGAACUCCAAGGAAAACCUCCUGUCUGGUCCCAGUGAAAAUGACCCCAACCUUUUUGUUGCACUGUAUGAUUUUGUAGCGAGUGGGGACAACACUCUUAGCAUAACUAAAGGUGAAAAGCUCCGUGUCUUGGGCUACAAUCAUAACGGGGAAUGGUGCGAGGCCCAAACGAAGAAUGGCCAAGGCUGGGUGCCAAGCAACUACAUCACCCCUGUGAACAGCUUGGAGAAGCAUUCCUGGUACCACGGCCCUGUGUCACGCAACGCUGCUGAAUACCUGCUGAGCAGUGGCAUCAAUGGCAGCUUCCUGGUGCGCGAGAGCGAGAGCAGCCCAGGACAGAGGUCCAUAUCACUGAGAUACGAGGGAAGGGUGUACCACUACCGGAUAAACACUGCAUCUGAUGGAAAGCUGUACGUCUCAUCAGAGAGCCGCUUCAACACUUUGGCAGAGCUGGUCCAUCACCAUUCGACUGUAGCAGAUGGGCUUAUCACCACUCUACACUAUCCUGCCCCCAAACGCAACAAGCCCACUAUUUAUGGAGUGUCUCCAAACUACGACAAGUGGGAGAUCGAGCGAACUGACAUCACCAUGAAGCACAAACUUGGAGGGGGCCAGUACGGAGAAGUGUAUGAAGGAGUCUGGAAGAAGUAUAAUCUCACUGUGGCUGUGAAGACUCUGAAGGAGGACACCAUGGAGGUGGAGGAGUUCUUGAAAGAAGCUGCAGUAAUGAAGGAGAUCAAGCAUCCUAACUUGGUGCAAUUAUUAGGGGUGUGUACGCGAGAGCCCCCAUUCUACAUCAUCACCGAGUUCAUGACAUAUGGGAAUCUGCUUGAUUAUUUGCGUGAGUGUAACCGGCAGGAGGUGAAUGCCGUGGUGCUGCUGUAUAUGGCCACUCAGAUCUCCUCGGCCAUGGAGUACCUGGAGAAGAAGAACUUCAUUCACAGGGAUCUUGCUGCCAGAAACUGCCUAGUAGGAGAGAACCACUUGGUGAAGGUGGCAGAUUUUGGCCUGAGCAGGCUGAUGACCGGAGAUACGUACACUGCCCAUGCUGGAGCCAAGUUCCCAAUCAAGUGGACUGCACCGGAGAGUCUUGCUUACAAUAAGUUCUCCAUCAAGUCUGAUGUCUGGGCCUUCGGUGUCCUAUUGUGGGAAAUCGCGACAUACGGCAUGUCCCCGUACCCUGGGAUCGACCUCUCUCAGGUGUACGAGCUGUUGGAGAAGGACUAUCGCAUGGAGCGUCCAGAAGGUUGCCCUGAGAAAGUCUAUGAACUCAUGAGAGCAUGCUGGCAGUGGAGCCCUUCAGACAGGCCCUCGUUUGCUGAAAUCCACCAGGCGUUUGAGACGAUGUUUCAAGAGUCCAGCAUAUCAGACGAGGUGGAGAAAGAACUGGGGAAAAAAGGGAUGAGAAGCGUUGUGAGUAACUUUCUGCAGGCUCCAGAACUACCGACCAAAACAAGGACGUCCAGGAGGGCGGCUGAAAGCAAAGAAGCCAACGAGAGCUUGGAGCCAGCACACCCCAGAAGUCAGGGGGAAUGUGACCAUCUGGAGCAUGAACCGGCCGUGUCUCCGUUGCUUCCACGGAAGGAAAGAGUCGCCCUGGAGAGCAGUUUAAAUGAAGACGAGCGGCUGCUUCCGAAGGACAAAAAGACCAACCUCUUCAGCGCUCUUAUCAAGAAGAAGAAGAAGACAGCCCCUACCCCUCCAAAGCGCAGCAGCUCCUUCCGGGAGAUAGAUGGCCACCCGGACCGCAGGGCAGGGGGUGAGGAUGAGAGCAGGGAUGCCGGCAACGGGGCUUUCACCACGCCGCCUACGGACGCCGCUGAUCCUUCCAAAUUCCAGGGCCCAAGCAAUGGGGCUGGGGUCAUCAACGGGGCAGUCACGGGGAACUCUGGCUUUUUAUCGCCCCACCUGUGGAAAAAGUCCAGCACUAUGACCAGCAGCCGAGCAGCUGCCGGUGAAGACGAGAGCAGCUUGAAUGCCAGCAAGCGCUUCCUGCGAUCCUGCUCUGCCUCGUGCGUGCCCCAUGGAGCCAAGGACACCGAAUGGAAGUCGGUGACACUACCCCGGGACCCGCAGUCCACGGGACGGCAGUUCGAUUCGUCCACCUUCGGGGGACACAAAAGCGAGAAGCCUGCCCUGCCGCGGAAGCGGGCGAAUGAGAGCAAGACGGAUCUUGCCACCAAGGGGACGGCAACACCCCCACCGCGGCUGCUGAAGAAGAACGAGGAGGCGACCGACGAUGUGUUCAAAGACGCUGAGUCGAGCCCUGGCUCCAGCCCACCCACACUGACACCCAAACUCUUGCGCAGGCAGCCUGCCGGUCCUCUGUCCUCCGGUGUGGCUCAUAAGGAUGACGGUGUCAAACUGAGUGCCUUAGGUACCCCUACGACAACGGACCAAGGGCCUGCUGUGAAAGUCAGCUCUGCCAUGUUUGUGGGUGCUAGCAAGGCUUCCACCGAAGAGCCCAGGAUGAGGAGGCUCAAACAGACUUCAGAGAAGGACAAGGGGAAGCUAUCGAAGCUGAAGCCAACCCCACCGCUUCCGCUGUCUUCAUCCUCUGUCGGCAGGCCUGGAAAAGCCUCCCACAGCCCUGGGCACGAAGCAGCAGCAGAUGCAGUGUCAGGUCCUAAAUCCAAACCACUGCCUCAGGUUGCAGACGCUGCCAGCAGUGAUGCUGCCAAGCCAAACCAGCCAGGGGAAGGGGGCAAGAAGCCAGGGCUCCCCUCCAUACCAAAGCCACAGUCCUCCAGCAAGAUGCUGACCACAGCAGCCCCAGCCCCCUCUUCAGCAGUCCUUUCAGCCUCAGGUGGUGACCAGCCAUCAUCCACAGCCUUCAUCCCUCUUAUCUCCACCAGAGUGUCGCUGCGGAAGACCCGCCAGCCUCCGGAGAGGAUCGCUAGUGGCACCAUCACCAAGGGAGUGGUAUUGGAAAGCACGGAGGCCCUGCGCCUCGCCAUCAGCAAGAACUCGGAACAAAUGGCGAGCCACAGUGCCGUCCUGGAGGCCGGCAAGAACCUCUACACCUUCUGUGUGAGCUACGUGGACUCCAUCCAGCAGAUGAGGAACAAGUUUGCUUUCCGGGAGGCCAUCAAUAAGCUGGAGAACAACCUCCGGGAGCUCCAGAUUUGCCCAGCCACAGCUGGCAGUGGUCCCGCGGCCACACAAGACUUUAGCAAGCUUCUUAGCUCGGUGAAAGAAAUCAGUGACAUUGUUCAGAGGUAGCAGAAGUCAGGUGGCUGCUGCUUGUCAUGGGCCAAAGCCAGCUGCAGAGAGAACUGGGAGUGCACAUGCAGACUGAUAGGGGACCAGGGGCCUUGGGGACAGGGAUGAACCCAGACGGUUGAAUGCUGCCCCGCUGCCUAAGCCGGGGAGUCCAUCGAGAUGCACUUUUCCUCCCUUUUCACCCAGGCUCCCUGCGACUCACGUACUCACGAUCCUCUUAUCUGUGGAGUUCUUGCCUUGUGGACGAUGAGGCGAAAUGCCGAGGUCACAUCAUGCCUUUUUCUUAAUAUUCUGUUGUUCUGGACAGAGCUUUAAGCUUGAAGCUGGACUGACGGACAUUGAUGUUCUGCCCCCCUCCGGGAGGGAGUCCUACUGCCGUGUCGUUCCCUCCCCCUGCCCCAGAGUUGAGUGUUUGAAUAGCAAUAUGCCCGCUGCUUUCCUGGGGGGGGUCACAGCGCAUGUCCCCUGCCUGAGUCUGACGCUUCUGUGAGUGACAUUAAUGUGUCAGAUUGGGGCUCGGGGGGUGGAGUAUCUAUGUAACUCGUUCGUGAAAUAGGACGCUAUGAAAGAUGUUUACCAAAAUCUUCCCAACGGCUCCAUCCGCAGCCCUUAGCUGCCAGCCAACAGAUCCGCGCUUCUCAUGACUUCUUCACGGUGGAGAGUCCAGAUGAAUCGCUGGAGGUUUGGAUUGUUGCGGAUGGUCCCUGUUAAUGCUGUGAUCCCGUUUGUGAAUCUCUCUUUGGUAGCAAUAAAAGACAGACAGGGUUUGGGGAGAGAAGAGCAGCUCAUGCUCUCCCGAUAGUCGACACUUGGGGGAAUUGCCGCCCGUCACUGAGCGAGGGAUAGGAGGGUUGCAACGGGUGGGGAGGGCGCUAAACCCAUCCGAAAGGAUUCCAGUGUGCCUCCAGCAGUUGUUUCAGCCGAGUUGGUGCAUCCCAAGUGCUCUUGAGCAGAUGCACCGGCAGAGCUGUUAUUUGCCUAAAAUUUCCAGCCGCUUCAAUGACACAGGAGCAGUGAGCACAUAAGGGCUGUAUCAGACCCGGCUACCACUCCCCCGUGCAGUCCCUGUGAGGAAGAGGGAAGCAGCAUGUUGCAAACCCUUCCUCUCAGCAUCAACACUGAAUCCCACUGAAGUGCUUAGGGUCACCCUUGCCGGUUAGCGUAGGUUGUUCUACUUCCAUUGGAAAACUUGAUUGCCUCAAUGAUACUCCGACGGUUCUGGUCAGGAUUAAAGGACCUGGGGAGCCUGCAGACAAUUCUUCCCCUGGGUGUAUGUAUGUCCCCGAGGGAGCUGUGCCUCCAAGGAGCACCUUUCCCAGGUUGCUUUGACCUUCCCAACUAAUUCAGCCAACUGGGAACUAACUGCAACACGCCUGUUAGUAAAAGGACAAGGUUUAGGGCUAUUAACAGUGCAAUUUAACUCCUUGUAACCGUUCCAGACGAGAGAAGAAAGCAAGCUCCCCAUCCCAGGUCCCCUCCUUUUGUGUAUUUUUAAACACUAAUCACCUUCCAUUUGUAUUUUAUUUUAUUUUUUCCACUGAGGAGCUCUCGGUUUUGUAUACGAUUUCCCAUAGUGCGUUCUGUUGUGUGCUCACACCACCUUGCGACCUCACAACCAGCCGCGACAACGCACGACAGACAUUUAAACAAUAAAAACAAACGAGAACCACACGCCACAGGCUGCCUUUAAAGAAAAAAAAAAACCCACAAGCAAAAAAAUCCAAAAACCCCACGCCUUGGACUGUUGUUUCUGAGGUACUGUUUUUACGUUGUUGAUAACCUCUUGUGCCACUAUAUUAUACACUUGUAUCUUGGUAUUACACACUUUUGUAGACUUCUUUUGUCCUUUUUUUACUACGUGUAAAUAGCUCUGUCCUUCCUCUUCGUGAUACCCAAGGGGCUGUUCCCUUUGGUUUUGGUCCAAUACAGAUGGUUUCUGUACGUGGCUUUCCCCUCCCACCUCUCUCUCACUUCCUCUGUUUUUGGUUUUUUCGGGGGUUAUUUUUUAUUCUGGUCUCUCUUGCAUAGUAUAUUUAAAAAUAAAUCAUUGUUGAGGAAAACCA